ACGGCCUCCAGGCUGAGGAGGGCUCCAGAUAUGGGAUGACGUAGUGACCGUAGAGGGAGAGGCAGCGGUUCCUUCGACCAGACCACAUCAUCGACAGUCGUCACGACACAGAAAGCAGCUCGAAGACCCUAAAAUACUCGAUAUUACAAACUCACAUGGAUGCAUAUGAACGUGUAUAUCGGCUAACUUUGGUAAAUUAGACUCGCCUGACCAUUGCCUAAAGGCUACACACAUCCAUAGCCUAUGAAUUCGGGAACUAUCGCUGCGUGGAAGUGUAACGUUUUAUGGAGGCUUGGAGACGUAGGGGAGCGAGGAGCAGAAGGGGGUAAACUGAAGAUCGACACACCAAACUGGGAACAUUGGACAUAUUCUGCUGGCUACGAGUGACCCACACGCACGGGACAGGGUGGAAACAUGGCCGCGAAUGUCAAUUUAACAUCUGGGAUGGGAGAAAUUAUUCAACUGAACGUUGGUGGGACAAGGUUCAGCACCUCUAGACAGACUCUCAUGUGGAUCCCAGACUCUUUCUUCUCAAGUUUGCUGAGUGGGAGAAUAUCAACUCUACGUGAUGAAACUGGAGCUAUAUUUAUUGACAGGGACCCGACAGCCUUUGCGCCCAUUUUGAAUUUUCUUCGAACCAAAGAGUUAGACUUACGGGGGGUAAACAUUAACAUUCUCCGCCAUGAAGCUGAGUUUUAUGGGAUAACGCCAUUAGUGAGGAGGUUGCUGCUGUGUGAGGAAAUAGAACGUUCGUCCUGUGGCAGUGUUCUGUUCCAUGGAUACCUUCCCCCUCCAGCUCUCCCAGCCCGUAAGUUCAGCUCUACCCCUGCAGCCUCGGGCCCUGCCCCUGAGGAUCGGCCUGGUCCUACCGGAGCAGAGGGGGGGUUCCCCCAUACCUGUCCCCCCCACCCCUCACUCCCCGGACCCCCUGGAGCCGAGGGACCACACAGACUGGGUGCUGUGGUGGACCCUAGGAAGGUGCUUAUUGUAGCUGGACAUCAUAACUGGAUCGUAGUGGCUUAUGCACACUUUGUCAUCUGCUACAGGAUAAAAGAGUCGUCGGGGUGGCAGCAGGUGUUUUCUAGCCCCUAUCUGGACUGGUCCAUCGAGAGAAUCGCCCUUAACGCCAAGGUGGUGGGUGGUCCCCAUGGUGAUAAGGACAAGAUGGUGGCAGCUGCCUCCAAUAGCAACAUCAUCCUCUGGAGCAUCCAAGACGGAGGGAGUGGCAACGAGAUAGGUGUGUUUAGUCUCGGUGUACCUGUAGAUCAUCUGUUCUUCAUCGGGAACCAGCUGGUGGCCACCAGUCACACUGGGAAGGUGGGAGUCUGGAACGCUGUCACACAGCACUGGCAGGUGCAGGAUGUAGUUCCCAUCACCAGCUGUGACACGGCCGGCUCCUUUCUGCUACUGGGCUGCAACAACGGCUCCAUCUACUACAUAGACAUGCAGAAGUUUCCUCUGAGGAUGAAGGAUAAUGAUCUGUUGGUGACAGAGCUGUACCACGACCCGUCUAAUGACGCCAUCACUGCCCUCAGUGUCUACCUCACGCCCAAGACCAGUGUGAGUGGUAACUGGAUAGAGAUAGCGUAUGGAACCAGUUCUGGAGCAGUCCGGGUCAUAGUUCAACACCCUGAGACAGUAGGCUCUGGACCUCAGCUCUUCCAAACCUUUACUGUCCACCGCUCCCCUGUCACUAAGAUCAUGCUCUCGGAGAAACACCUGGUCUCAGUGUGUGCGGACAACAACCACGUGCGGACGUGGACGGUGACGCGGUUCCGAGGCAUGAUCUCCACGCAGCCUGGCUCCACCCCCCUUGCCUCCUUUAAGAUCCUCUCAUUGGAGGAGACGGAGAGCCACGGCAGCUACUCAUCAGGCAACGACAUCGGUCCGUUUGGGGAGAGAGACGACCAGCAGGUGUUCAUUCAGAAGGUCAUCCCCGUCACCAACAAGCUGUUUGUUCGCCUCUCCUCCACCGGGAAAAGGAUCUGUGAGGUGGCGGCAGUGGAUGGGACCACCAUCUCGUGUUUCACGGUGAGGGAGUGCGAGGGUUCUAGCAGGAUGGGUUCUAGACCCAGGAGGUACCUCUUUACUGGCCAUGGCAACGGCAGCAUUCAGAUGUGGGACCUCACCACCGCUAUGGACACCGCCAACAAGGGAGAGGAGAAGAAGACUGACGAGGUGGGCGGACCAACAGAGGAGGAGCUGCUGCAGCUAUUGGACCAGUGUGACCUCAGCACCUCCCGCUGUGCCACGCCCAACAUCAGCCCCGCCCCUUCGGUGCUGCAGCACAGCCGCCUCCGAGAGUCCUGCUCCAGCCUCCAGCUGCAGGCCCAGGAGCCCAUCCCAGAGACGGCCACCUACGGAGCCCUGCGACCCUACAGAGAGAGCCCCCUGCUGGCCCACGCCCGCCGCACAGAGUCCUUCCACAGCUACAGAGACUUCCAGAACUUCUCCCUGGGGACAGGUCUGCUGGAGAGCCCCGGACAGGCUCCAGGACAGGGGGCAGGCCUAGGUACAGAGGCCCGAACCCGGUCACUGUGCGAGGCUGGGGGAGAGGAGGGCGAGCGGAGGGGCUCGGCCAUGGAGCUCUGGGCUAGCCGAAGCGCUAACGCCGAUGUCGUUGCUAAUGCUUCCGUGGUCACAGGUGGCGCCACUGCCGAAGAGGGCGUUUUCAUAUCGCCACGGCAACCCCCCGACAGUCCUGGAGGAGACGCUUGGCGAAGGGUCCAAUUGGAAGAGGAGGGGGCGGGGUUAGGAUCAGUGGCGGAGGCUAGGUCUGAGGUGAGAAGGAAGGGAGGGUUUGAGGGGGCAGUAUUUCUGGGCAGAAAGAGAGCACCUCCAGUCCCCCAGCUCACCUCGCUCCCCUCGGUGGUGUCUGAGGGGGGAGGCAGUGACUCCUCCUCCACUGCCUCCCCCUCCCCCACCCAGCUGGCUUCCAUUUCCCCCCGGCACAGGAAGUGCAGUGAGCCGGCCAAUCAGGACAGCAGCCUGUGAGUUACGGACAGCUCUGACGCAGACACGCCCCUGGUGUCAGUCAGUCAACAGCUCUACGGAGAAGUUACUCCCCUAUCCACUGAUCUAGGACCAGCCUACCCUCCCCAAAUUCUAACCUUAACCAUUAGGAGUAAAACACACUAAACUGACCUUAGAUCAAUGUUUGGGACAACUUCAUCUCACAGGCAAUAUUCUAGACUGCCACAGUAUGACAUCUCAAAAGAAGCCCGUUAUUCUCAGUCAAGAGAAGAAACUUGACGCCUGCUGGAGGUCGCUAACUAGCCUAAGGGUGAUCUUCUAGUUCCGAGCAUGACUUUAACCCUUCGGAUCUCUCCAUCAUGGCUGUAAUCUGGUAGCUUCACAAGUGGUCCUCCAAUGUUUGUUCCAGUAGUCCACUCAUGAUAUAAGUAGGACUUUGUGUUAGAGGCAUAUACUGUAGUUUAUCGACUAUUAACACAAAGUGCUAGAUAUGUUUAUUUCCCCCUUGUGGUUGUCGUCACUUUCACACACACUUAUAGUUUUGGGUUCACAGGUUGUGCACCUCCACACAACACAAAGUCAUGCUGUUCAACCAGCCAGUAGCCUGUGUUUUAGACCUGCCUGAAUUCUACGCUACACAGUAAGUCGCCUUAUUUCUCUUUUCUUCUUCGUCGAAACAGACCCGACAUCUCAUGCUGAAGGUCAAAGUGACUUUGCAUGGCAUUCUAUGUUAUUUUAAAUGUAAGGAAUCAUGCUUAGUGCCUUUUCUAACAUUAGCCAUAGUCUAAAUAUCCACCUGUCCUUUCAGUGAUGUAGAGAGGAAGUAGACCAAAUGUUGAAUGGAGGAUAUCUGUCUAUAGUCUAUGCAGUGUGUCCAGUGACGUCACAGGUUGGAUAGCUGCUAUUAUCGUCACUCCUGUCACCCAACAGUAGCUUUCAGAUGGAGGGAGAGAAGAGAGAGAGUUGUCAGUGGGGCCCAUCCUCCCUCCACCCCAUCACUAGACUAGACCUGG
This is a messenger RNA of Salvelinus sp. IW2-2015, 3986 nucleotides long. RefSeq names its product potassium channel tetramerization domain containing 3 (gene kctd3). Gene Ontology annotation, molecular function: protein binding. The record is from RefSeq and is a predicted model, not a curated record. Gene Ontology annotation, biological process: protein homooligomerization. Lineage: Eukaryota; Metazoa; Chordata; Actinopteri; Salmoniformes; Salmonidae.